Molecule: messenger RNA, 2124 nt
Organism: Trichomonas vaginalis G3
Lineage: Eukaryota; Parabasalia; Trichomonadida; Trichomonadidae
Product: cyclin-dependent kinase inhibitor 2C-related family
Exons: 1
Coding region: 1-2124 (707 amino acids)
Molecular function (GO): protein binding
Source: RefSeq, a predicted model, not a curated record
AUGAUCAAAACAGAAUUGAUUGAUUCAAGGAAAUAUCUUCCUCAAAAUAUUAUAAGAGAUAUUUUAGAUAUCAUUCCGUAUAAUAAUCGCUUUACAAAGUCAUAUUUAUUUCUUGCCAAACUCAUAUCUGAUGAUUAUCAAGUCAAAGAUGCCAGCAAUGUUAAUCAUAUUUCAACCUUCUUGUUUUACAAAGAAUAUGGAAUUAAAUUAAACAAAUCUGCUAAUUUCGCAGAAAUUAAUCCAGUAAAUCUUGAUAUUUCUUCUGAAGAUACAAUUUACAGAGCAAUUAUGUAUAAUGACAAAGAAAAAUUUAUUUCUUUCACCGAAAGAGAUGGAUUUGAUAAAGAUCAAACACUAAAAAGCAGAUUAUAUCCAUAUUUUUCCAGAGAAUAUUCAUUGCUUGAGUUAUGUUGUUACCACGGAGCAGUUGAUUGUUUCAAGUUCUUAAGAACGAAAUUUAACUCAGAAAUAACUUAUGUAUGUCUAAUAUUUUCUUUUUUAGGAAGAAAUCCAGGGAUCAUGAGUGAAUGUUUGAAAUAUCAAACACCAAAUAGUUAUUUCAUGGAAUAUGCAAUUAUUUCACACAACAUUGAUUUUGUUACAUUUUUGAUGAAUGAAUAUUAUCUAAAAAUCGAUUUACAAGAAUGUGGAAAAUGCAAAAAUCUUGAAGCCUUUUUAGUUUAUUUCGAUCAAACUAAUGAUUUUAACAAAUGUUUUAUUUAUUCCGCAACAUUCAAUAUUCUAUCACUUUCUGAAUAUUUUCUUUCACAAGGUGCAAAUAUCAAUAAACUCGAAGAUAGACAAUCUGCUCUUCAUAUUGCAGCACGUGAUAAUAAUACAGAAAUGGUCGAAUUUCUUAUAUCACAUGGUGCAAAUGCCAAUGAACUAAAUGGCCCACUAGAAACCAUUCUUCUUAUUGCAGCAGAAAAUAAUUGUAAAGAAACAAUCAAACUUCUUAUUUCACAUGGUGCAAAUAUCAAUGAGAAAAAUAAAUAUGGAGAAACCGCUCUUCAUUUUGCAGCAAAAUAUAAUAGUAAAGAGACAGCCGAACUUCUUAUUUCACAUGGUGCAAAUAUCAAUGCAAAAGAUAAUAAUGGAAAAACUGUUCUUCAAUAUACAACAAAUUAUGAUAAUAGUAAAGAAACGACAGAGCUCCUUAUUUCACAUGGUGCAAAUAUCAAUGAAAAAGAUAAUGAUGGGCAAACCGCUCUUCAUUUUGCAGCAUGCAAUAAUAGUCGCAAAGAAAUGGCCGAACUCCUUAUUUUGCAUGGUAUAAAUAUCAAUGAAAAAGAUAAAAAUGGAGAAACAGCUCUUCACAGAGCAGCAGAAAAUAAUAAUAAAGAAACAGCUGAACUUCUUAUAUCGCAUGGAGCAAAUAUCAAUGAAAAAAAUAAUCAAGAAAAAACCGCGCUUCAUUCUGCAACAUACUGUAGAAAUAAUAAAGAAGCAGUCGAACUUCUUAUUUCACAUGGUAUAAAUAUCAAUGAAAAAGACAAAAAUGGAGAAACAGCUCUUCAUUAUGCAGCAUGGAAUAAUCGUAAAGAAAUAGUCAAACUUCUUAUUUCGCAUGGUGCAAAUAUCAAUGAGAAAAAUAAAAAUGGGCAAACCGCUCUUCAUGCUGCAGCAUUUUGUAAACGUAAAGAAACAGUCGAACUUCUUCUUUCAUAUGGUGCAAAUAUCAAUGAAAAAGAUAAAAAUGGGCAAACAGCUCUUCAUUACGCAGCAGAAAAUAAUAGUAAAGAAACAGCCGAACUUCUUCUUUCACAUGGUGCAAAUAUCAAUGAAAAAGAUAAUGACGGACAAACCGCUCUUCAUAUUGCAACAUUUUGUAAACAUAAAGAAAACGCUGAAUUUCUUCUUUCACAUGGUGCAAAUAUCAAUGAAAAAGAUAAAAAUGGGCAAACAGCUCUUCAUUACGCAGCAGAAAAUAAUAGUAAAGAAACAGCCGAACUUCUUCUUUCACAUGGUGCAAAUAUCAAUGAAAAAGAUAAUGAUGGAAAAACCGCUCUUAAUAUUGCAGUUGAUGAGAAUCAUAAAGAAAUGGCUGAAUUUCUUAUUUCACAUGGUGCGAAAAAGUAUUCUUUCAUCAGAAGAUUCUUCUCUUCGGCUUUCGAAAAGAAAUAA